Molecule: messenger RNA, 1233 nt
Organism: Dovyalis caffra
Lineage: Eukaryota; Viridiplantae; Streptophyta; Magnoliopsida; Malpighiales; Salicaceae
Source: the annotation of a GenBank genome assembly
AUGGCAAAUUCUCUGAUCCUAGCUGCUGCUGCUGCUGCUGCUGCUAACAAGUCACUACUAGCAGCACCAUUUCCCUGCUACUCCCUUUCACCGUACCCAAGUUGCCCUCGUCUCCAUUCUCAUUCUUUUCUACCCAAGCCCUCCGUCCAUGUUAACGCACAAUACUCUCUAACUUCACUUCAUGGCCGACUCAGUCCAGUUCCUGCUCUUGACUCUGACGUCCCUCACCCUCUUAACCAGGGGCCAUCAGUGAAGGUAAAGAAUGAUAAUAGUAAGAGAUUUGAAGAAUGGGAUUUUUGGACAGCCAAAUUCUCUGGAGGAGCAAAUUUCCCUUUUUUGUUACUACAAAUGCCACAAAUCAUUCUCAAUGCAAACAAUCUUAUGUCUGGAAAUAAAACUGCCCUUUGGGCUGUACCAUGGCUGGGGAUGUUAACUGGUUUGCUUGGAAACCUUUCAUUGCUUUCCUACUUCGCCAAGAAGAGGGAAACCGAGGCUAUUGUGGUCCAGACGCUGGGAGUGAUUUCGAUUUACAUUGUAAUUGCUCAGCUUGCAAUGGCAGAGGCCAUGCCUCUGCCUUACUUUGUGGUCACUUCAGUUGUUGUAGCAGCUGGUUUGGUAUUAAAUUUCUUGAAUUACUUUGGAAUGCUCAAUACUGGAAUCUGGCGUUUUUGGGAAGAUUUUAUCACUGUUUGUGGAUUAUCGGCCCUUCCUCAGGUUAUGUGGUCUACAUUUGUUCCAUAUAUACCAAACUCCAUUUUGCCAGGGGCGAUGUCAUUUGUUGCGGCAGUUGCUGCUGUUAUCAUGGCACGAACAGGGAAACUUUCUGAAAAAGGUGUAAAAUUUGUUGGAGCAAUAUCUGGAUGGACAGCAACACUUCUCUUCAUGUGGAUGCCAGUGUCACAAAUGUGGACAAAUUUUCUGAAUCCUGAUAAUAUUAAAGGCUUAUCGGCUUUCUCAAUGCUGCUUGCUAUGAUUGGAAAUGGACUUAUGAUCCCACGUGCCCUUUUUAUUCGCGACUUCAUGUGGUUCACUGGUGCGACAUGGGCUGCACUUUUCUAUGGUUAUGGGAAUAUUUUAUGCAUGUACUAUUUCAACAGCAUCAGUGGGAAAUUCCUUUUGGCAGCAACAGCUGGUUUGGUUUCAUGGAUAGGUAUGGCUCUAUGGAGAGACACUGUAGUAUAUGGAUACAGCUCACCUCUGAGGUCUUUGAAAGAGUUGGUUUUUGGCUCUUGA